Messenger RNA from Cinara cedri, 411 nucleotides. The record is from the annotation of a GenBank genome assembly. NCBI's taxonomy places the organism in Eukaryota, Metazoa, Arthropoda, Insecta, Hemiptera, Aphididae.
AUGAAAAUAUCUGAAGAAAUUAAAAGUAAAUUCAAACAAUUCGUAGAAACAUAUCAAGAUAUAAUUGAUGAAUGUAACGAUUCAAAAUUAAAUGGCCAUAUAUUAAACGGACAAUUAUAUUGGUGGUACACUAAAUAUUCAAAUUUAACAUCUUCCGAACUCAAGAACAAAAAUACUAUUGAAGUUUAUUUCCAAACUAAUCCAAAUGUUUAUCCAGUAAUAUCUAAACCUCUACAAAUAUUCAUAACACUUCCGGUGUCUACUGUCACGGGAGAACGAUCGUUUUCAACACUCCGUCGUUUGAAAACAUUUUUGAGAAAUUCUUCGGGACAAAUACGUUUAAAUGGUUUAGCCUUACUAAAAUAUAUUCACCACGAUAUCAACGUGGAUAUCAAUGAUGUUAUAGAUUAA